ACAGUAUAGUCAAUUGUUGAUUCGGAACGACUAAAAAAAUGAGGAUCUUAAAAUUAUUGUGGGUGUUUGUACUGUUAUGUAAGACCACAACCGCUUGUAAAGACAAACCAAACGAUAAGCAAGUUAGCUUCAGUGUGGAAAAAAUUUGGCAAAGUUACCGAAAGAAAGGCCAGAUUUGUUUGUGUGAAGAUGUUUCGUGGAAACAAGAUAUUCAAAAUUACUAUAACGGAUGUAGAACAGCUACUUGGGAAUUCCGUGGAAAAGCGUACUGUCUGGCCGACAGCGUGGUGAACUCAUUAGAAGAAUUCCUAACGAAAUUGAUUUUUUUCACUAAUUCCAACUCAACCAUAGUGACAACCAGUUCUACAACAAUGUUAAACACGUUGAGUAAAUGUAAAAAGCUUAAUCGAUCCGGGAUGAAUAUCAUUUUUGAGUUCCAAAAAGUUUUGCCAGCAAUAAUCAAAGAUUUCAAUGAGGUCGCUACGAAAUUGUCGAAUCAUAUUGGUGAGCUGACAUCUUCUUUUACAAAGGUCCUGGGCAGUCUCGGUUCCGUGUUUACCAAUUUUAUGAAAGAGUUUCUCGAAAAUUGUCGACUGUUUAAGUGCGAAAAACAAGUGGAUUACAAGCCUGUUUUGAAAAAAUGUCAGAAACUUAUGAAUACUGUGGCGUUAAUUGGGGAAACCUUGCUGAACGAAUGCGAAGCGGAAGCUACCCAGGAAGUGUAUGACGCAGUCUUAGUUUUGGAUUUGAUAUGUUUAUACAUGGCGAUUGCGGUUCCAGGAAUCAAUAGCUGCGUUAUGGAUGUGCUUUACGAACACGAUUAUCCCAUAUCGAAGUACGUCAAGUCAUCCGCGUUAGUAUUCGACUAUGCACUCGUAGAAUUAACCAAAGCUGUAUCUGCAAUCGUUUUUCCAAUAACAAAAACCGUUCAAAAUCUGCUAACGGUUUUCGUCAACAUAACAAUGAGCUUAAAUAAGUUGGCAAUAGACAUCCUUGGAUUAUUCGAUGGUGUGGAGAUAACUGUUGGCGAAAUAGUCAGAAACUUAGUGAAAGGUGGUAGAGUCACCGUAUCUGCUAGUAAGGGAAAAAUUAACAUCUUGAAGGGAGUCACCAAAUUUUUAGGAUAAACUUGAAAUUUCAUUUUACUUUAAGAUAACCGAACAUACCUAAUAAGCUAAAAAAAAUAUAGCUAAAAAUGUUAUCAACAAAUUAACUGCGAGCAAAAUUGUGCUAUUUUCACCUGAAACAAGUUACAACUUCAAUACAGAAACACUUGCUUAAACACCGUAUAUCUUAAAUAAAUAUUGCUGCUAAAUUCAUUGUUUUUUCGCGGUUUUAAAUAAUUAGGUCCAAAAAUAGGCUAUGAUAAUAACUCAAUAAAAUUAAAACGAAUUAAA
Messenger RNA from Bradysia coprophila, 1397 nucleotides. RefSeq lists its product as uncharacterized. The record is from RefSeq and is a predicted model, not a curated record. Lineage: Eukaryota; Metazoa; Arthropoda; Insecta; Diptera; Sciaridae.